This is a messenger RNA of Eupeodes corollae, 5794 nucleotides long. RefSeq names its product neuropilin and tolloid-like protein 1 (gene Neto). The coding region runs from base 2368 to 5130 and encodes 920 amino acids. Lineage: Eukaryota; Metazoa; Arthropoda; Insecta; Diptera; Syrphidae. The transcript is spliced from 13 exons. Gene Ontology annotation, molecular function: protein binding. The record is from RefSeq and is a predicted model, not a curated record.
CCACCGGAACGUUUGCAUACCAAAAAAUCCCUAAUAUACACGGUGUUAGAAAUAAAAGGGAAAAUAUUGUAUUUCUAAAAGAUUCCAAUCUCAAUAGAGGCACCUCUUUACGCUCUUCCUAUUCAAUGCAAACCUAGGUCACGGCUGCUAGCGAGUUCCGCCAAAAAAAAGUUGUUUGUUUUUUUGGGAGUUUUGUUUGCAAAUCUAAUUUUCGUUUCAAAAACGGUUCACGGGGUUUUCGAAAAUUAUUGUGAAAUCUCAAAAAGAACUUUUUGUCAUAUCAUAAUCUUUUGAAUUUUUGUACACAAAACCAAAACCAAAAAAAAAAUAUCUAAAUCAUGCGACAAGGCCGCGCCAAACUAUGAGUGAAUUAUAAAAAUAUAUAAAUACCUACCCUUGUGUCUGUAAAUAUGAAUGUAUAUUCAUUUCGAAAGUGAGACAACAUAAAUUAAAAUUUAAAUUAAAUUAAAAAAGAAAAAUUGUUUUAAUAAUCCUUGUGCCAAAAAAAAGUUUGAUAAAAAUUUUGUUUUCGUUUUGUUUGAGUGCCAACUUCUGGGAGAAAUAAUCUCACGCGAAAAACUUCUAAACAAAAUGAAUUACCCAUCCUGUCGUCUGCGUUCUUAAGUGUUUUUUAUUUUGCUUAUGGUUUUUUUUUCUAACGUCGACGCGACGCGACUACGACGCUAAGGUUUUACAAAAAAAUAUUAACAAAAUUAAGAAUGAAAACGUAAUUUUUGUUAUAGCUUGAUAUUUAUUUUUUGUUUUUAAUUUAAGAAGAAAAAUGAAAAUGUUUCCGUUAGUCUCGGUUCGGAUUCGUCGAUGAGAUUUUUUUGAGUGAUUGUGGAAUUUAAGUUUUUAAUGUUAGAUUUUUGAAAAAAGUCUCAUGGCCAUUAAUUAGUCUGGUUUGAAAAAUUUGAAUAUUUAUAAAAAGUUAUAUAAGAAAAUCUUCGACAGAAAAAAGAGUGAAAGUGAAAACACAACCUUGAAAGUUUGAAAUAAUAAAAUAGAAAAGAUCGUCCUUGGAAUGUUUGUUAAUAGUACAGCUAGAUUGGAAAUUCAUCGCGAGUAUAACAACUGAAUGCAGACAAAAAACAUCCUCUCUAAAAAGGACAACAUUCAUUUACCACUCAGCCAGCAGUCCACACUGACUGCACCACACACGUCUAUAGUGCAGUUUUCUAUUUUUUUCAUCAACUUUGCGGACAAAAUCGGUCGUAUUUUGAAGGUUUUUCCAUUUCACAAUGCGGAUAAAGAUUGAAAUUUUCCUGAGUGCUUGUAUGCCAAACAACGAACGGUUCGUCAGUCAUUCUUUAUCUAUUGAAUCGCUCAACUAAACUAGACACACUAUUAAGAGGCUGUCCAUCAUUUGAAGUGGCAACAAGAGAAACAAUUUCAUCAAAAACACAAACACACAGCCCUUCAGAAUACCGAAGAACUAAAAGGACGAAAAGCCAACUUGCAUAAAGAGAGCUUCGAAUAUCCUUUCAAUUGAAAGGAUCAAACGGCCAGAGACUGGAAAUGAAUUACCACUGCUGGAAAGGAGCAUCUUCAAAAGUGUCAUCAGUUGUUGUGUAUCACAGCUGUUGUUGUAGUUGUAGUAGGAGUAGCAGCAAUAGCCAUUGUUGUUGUUGGGACCGCAAUAAAUUUGCGUUGAACCAAAUUGACCGAAACAGACGAUCUGAAGGAGACAAGUCCUUACUUCCUUAUUCACAUUCUCAUCAACAACUACAAGUACUUCAAAAGGACGACAACAACCAAUACCGAAUAGCCAGACGCAACGUGUCAUCGUCCUUGGCAUCGGCAAAGGCAGCGUCGUCGUUGUUGUGUCUUCGAAAAAAUAACAUAAAUGAGUGGCAAGUUCCGUGCUGAUGAGAGUAGAGGUAUCCGUUUUUGCAUGGCCCAUUACUCACAGGACAACAGCAACGACAACGAGGAAGUCUCAUGCACAAUCAACUUUCAUCAACGUUAUUCUACUAAUUCGUUUGCGUUUGUGUUAGCUAAGUACAGUUUUUUUUUAAACACACAUCAUCUACCUUAUCAUCGUUUGCAAAGUGCGAGCAUAGCCAUAGAACGAGUUAUCCAUUCAAUCGCCCUACCGACAAAGAGGACUUCUCUAAUUAGAAGGCUGUGGCAGGAAAAAAUACCGCCUAGCCUAAGACGAUUAGUUCAAAGGAGCAAAGUCAUUUCAGAAGCCAUCACUCACAGACAAACACUACCACCUUCGUCUCGUCCUCCACCACCUUCACGUUUUUAUCAUCGCUUUUGUCAGCUGUAACAAAAGUUUUCGGUUGCUGCUUUUGCUCCUAUUUCUGCUGCUGACAAGUACGAAUACGAGUACGAGUUGGAGUAGAGUAGUAUCGGCCGACAAUGAAGUUCAGGUCAAAUUGCUGUUGUUGGUUAACGUUGCUGUUAGUUGGAUCAAGUAUAAUUUCCGUUUCACCAAACAGCUCAACAACUGCCACAACAACAUUUCAAAAGUAUCAUCGCCAACAAUCAAUUUACAUUCAAAAUACUCGAAGCAGUACAGGUCUCCUUCCGACAACCACAAAUAAAUUUGAGUCCUUAGAAAAUUACCUCUUUGCUUCAACUACAAUGUCACCGCAAGCAGGACUCUUCCUUUCACAACAUCAAUACCAACAACAGCCACAAAAACAACAACAACACGAAGAACAACAAAAACAACUACAACAAAUACCUGGAAGUUCGAUGUCGUCGUCGUCAUCGUCAUCGUCGUCGUCGGUGCAACAAAUGGUAACAUUCAUAACAACUCCAGCAUCCCCAAUAUCCACAAGAAUAUCGUCAUCAUCAUCAUCAGGAUUGUUGUCUUCAUCUUCGUCGUCGUCGUCGUCGUCUCUAUCGUCAUCAUCAUCAUCAUCCUCGAUGCCAGCAAAAACAUCAGCAUCUGUAGAUAUAAAUUCAAAUUCAAUCAGGAGAAAGAGAAGAAUCCCUAGUAGCAGCAGGAGUGUCGAUGAUGAUGAUGUUGAUAGUAGUUCGUAUUCUUCUUCUGUGACCGGAGCAAUGGUGCAUCAUCAUUAUCCGGUACAAAACCCGACUGAAUCAUAUCCUAGCAUGUUCUUCCAAAUGAAUGCAUCCCUAAAGGAGCAUCAGCAAUAUCGAGGACAAAUAUCAUCAAAUAACAUUAAACGUUCGAAACGUGAUGACGUAAUGAACGACGAUACCGGUAUGGAUAAGUGUCAUACGUUUGUUGUAGGCGAACCUGAACAGAGUUUGCUAUACAGUCCGGAUUAUCCGAAUGACUAUCCGAAGAAUAUCAAUUGUACAAGAAUAAUUGAAGCUCCAAAAGGACAGCUGAUACGAUUGGAUUUUCGGAAUUCGUUUAACAUUGAAAAUAAGGAAGAUUGUAAAUUUGAUUACUUAGAGAUACGUGACGGACCCUAUGGGUUUUCGAACUUAAUUGGAAAGUAUUGCGGUGAGGACUUUCCACCAAUGAUCACAUCAAAAGAACGACAUCUCUGGUUACAUUUUCAUUCUGAUGAAAGCAUUGAAUAUUCAGGAUUUACUGCUGUCUAUGAAUUCAUCGAUCGACCAAAGGAGGCUAUCAGUACAGAAUUGAAUUGUACAUUGGAAAAAGAUGGUUAUGAAGGAUUCAUAAAUUCAACAGACGUUCCGGAAUACGUGCAAUCGAAUGUCACAAAAUACAAAAUACCACUCGAUUGCAUGUGGAUCAUAAGGGUGACAGAAGGAUGGAAGAUUCAAGUAAAAUUUCUUCAAUUUAGUUUGAACAAACCCAACGAUUGUGAAAUAAAUUUUAUUGAUAUAUUUGCAAAAGACACAAAUAUACCCUCUAGGGUUAAGAACUUUUGUGGUUCGACAGGAGAACCCGUAGCAUCUGAAUCGAAUAUCUUACACAUUAGAUUUUAUGCCGAACAAAUAGCUAUCAAUUCAUCGUUUAGUAUUUUAUAUACAGCCUUCAGGGAUAAAGGAACAGGUUGUGUUGCUGAAGAAGAGUACGAUUGUGAAGAUGCAACAUGUAUAGCAGCUAAUUUAAAAUGCAACGGACGAGCAAAUUGCAAAUUUCGUUGGGAUGAAGAAGCUUGUGAGAAUAAAGAAGCCCAAAUGUCAGAGCACCUUCAAAUCAUAAUCGUUGUGUUUGGAUUAAUCCUAGGCGGUAUGGUUGCGACAUUCGUUUGGAAUUGUGUACGCAAAAUUAUGAGGGAUCAAAAGAUCAUCAGGGAACAUAUCCGACAAUCGAAAGAGAGUAAACUGGAUGAGAUGGGGCGUUCUAGGUCCCGUUCAAAACAGCGUUCGAGAGAUAAUGUAUCAGGGGUUCUGUCACCGCGACAAAAACACUCACAGACCUCGCUUCAAAUCCUUGAUGAUGUUUCGCAACGCUAUUACCGGGAGGCGGUACCCAUUUCAGUACAGACUGGCAAAACCGAUUUAAAGGACCACAGUAUCCUCCGUCAUCAUCAUGAUAUGGUUGUGCAAACGAGCCUUUGCGAUGACUCAUCUACUCCUGACCGUGGAAUCAUAACUGGUGUUGGCGGUGGUAACGUCUGUGAUAUGGGUUGUCAGACACGAGAGUCGUUGUUUCAGCCACAACUGGCGAGGCAAAAAUCGAUAACUUCCUCAUCGCCGAAUCAGUCCACGGCAGCAGCUAUCCGCUUUUCAACAUUCGGCUACGAUGUCCCACCGCCUCCCUCUCAUGGGGGUGGCCAGAAAUCCGGCACCUUAUCCCGCCAGAGCUCAAUAAACAAUCACCCUGAGAGCAUCGAACUGGAAGAACGGCUCCGAACCGCUUCGCAUAAUUCACAGCAUCAUUACAGUCACACCCACGGUCACAUGUACAGCACCAGCUCUGGAGACCCUGCCCAGGCGCCUGCAAUGCGUCCACCUCAAGAAAUGUGCCACCAUCAUCAUCAGCAUCAACAGCACUUGCAGAAACAUCAAAUGCAGCAGUUGCAGCAGCAGCCUGUCUCGAAUACCGGAACGAUAGGCGGUCAUCAUCAUUCGCACCAGGCGGCGCCACCUGGUGUUAAAACAGGGAGUAGUGUCGGCACUACCGGUGGCGGGGGAGGGGGCAAACACCAUAAGCUCGAUGAAACAUCGAAGGUUUUCAUUGACAUCAGAAACUCAGCGCCGGAUGUGAUAAUCAUGACGUCCCAUUGACAAUUAAGGAAACGUCAACAGUUUUCUUGUGGCCAUUGUAGAUGUCGCUGUUUGGCAGAUAAACUUGUUACUGACUCGUGUUCGAUGAGAAGGACAACUAUGACGAUGAUGACUACGACGACGACGAAAACGAGAACUAGGGUGUCUGCUACAACUACAGUGACAUCGGCAUUCGCAUCGACAGCAACAGUGACAACAACGUUGACUGCUCGACUAAAUGCAUCAGUUGACCUCAUCAUCACAUGGUGGUACAAUAAGGUUGUGAUGCUAAUGCAAAGGGUCCCGCUUGUUUAUUCAUUAUCAACAAUGGCAUGGACGGGAAGGAUAAAUUCAGCCUUACCUAUAAUAUAGCAAAGUUCAAAAUGGCAUAACGUCACGACGACGACGACGAUGACAAGGUAUAAAGAUUGGUGCUGUCAAGCCGACUACAACUACCUAUCCUAAAAUCCAUUUUGCUUGUGAUGUCACAUUUUGUUGGGAAUGGUAACCUAUGAGCUUCUGACACCUGACACUUCUAACUUGGGAUACUAAUAUCCAGGGUCGUUACUCGUUAUAUUAUGGAAGCUAACAGUGUAAAUACGUAAUGUGUAAAUUUACUUAGGCUAUACUCGUAUAGGUAUAUGUAUGUAUUAUGCUAGGUCAAUAAAUUCGAGAGAGUACUUGA